This is a messenger RNA of Siniperca chuatsi (mandarin fish), 4120 nucleotides long. RefSeq names its product SH3-domain GRB2-like endophilin B2a (gene sh3glb2a). The transcript has 13 exons. Gene Ontology annotation, biological process: membrane organization. Gene Ontology annotation, cellular component: cytoplasm; membrane. The record is from RefSeq and is a predicted model, not a curated record. Gene Ontology annotation, molecular function: protein binding. NCBI's taxonomy places the organism in Eukaryota, Metazoa, Chordata, Actinopteri, Centrarchiformes, Sinipercidae. The coding region runs from base 121 to 1293 and encodes 390 amino acids.
ACGUAACGCGGCCUCGUCCAUGGUGGUCACGUGAUGUUUGGCGUGUGCCAUAACAUCUAGCAGCUGGUGUCGGGUAGUCUGCUUCCAGUGUAACAUCACUAGCUAGCACAUACAAACGUAAUGGAUUUCAACGUGAAGAAAUUAGCCUCCGGUGCUGGAGUGUUUUUCACACGAGCUGUCCAGUUCACAGAGGAGAAGUUUGGCCAGGCGGAGAAGACUGAGUUGGACGCUCACUUUGAGAACCUGAUGAGCCGCGCAGACUGCACCAAACACUGGACUGAGAAAAUAUACAGACAGACUGAGGUCCUGCUGCAGCCCAACCCAAUUGAUCAUACUGGUGCCAGAAUUGAGGAGUUUCUCUAUGAAAAGCUGGACAGGAAGGCACCAUCCAGAAUUAGCAAUGGAGAGCUGCUGGGUCAAUAUAUGCAGGAUGCAGCAAAGGAAUUUGGUCCUGGAACUCCAUAUGGGAGUACAUUGAUUGAGGUGGGGGAAUGUGAGAGAAGAUUAGGAGCAGCAGAGAGGGAGUUCCUCCAGACGUCAGCCAUCAGCUUUCUUACCCCCCUCAGGAACUUUCUGGAAGGAGACUGGAAGACCAUUUCAAAAGAACGCCGUCUUUUGGAGAAUCUUCGCCUCGACCUGGAUGCCUGUAAAACACGUCUGAAGAAGGCCAAGGUGGCUGAGGCUAAGGCUGCGUGCGAGGGUGAAAUGGCUCCAGAUUUUCAGGAGACCAGACCCCGCAACUAUGUGCUUUCUGCCAGUGCCUCUGCGCUCUGGAGUGAGGAAGUGGAAAAAGCUGAACAUGAGCUCCGAGUGGCCCAAACAGAGUUUGACCGCCAAGCAGAGGUUACUCGGCUACUUUUGGAGGGCAUCAGUAGUACACAUGUGAACCACUUACGCUGCCUGCAUGAGUUUGUGGAGGCCCAGGCAGCUUACUAUAAGCAGUGUCAUCUCCACAUGCAAGAACUACAGAAAGAGCUGGGAAGGCUUCCCAAUGCCUUUGCACUGAACUCCACUCACUCCAUGGCUACUGCUGGCUCGGCAUCAGAAGGCAUCAGCAGCCCUGUGGAGACAGACACACUGAAGAUUGAGGAAGUUCAGGCACCAGCUACAGGAACCCGCAAGGCCAAAGUCCUUUAUGAUUAUGAUGCUGCUGACUCCAGUGAGCUCUCUCUUUUAGCUGAUGAGCUCAUUACAGUUUACACAGUGCCAGGAAUGGACUCUGACUGGCUGAUUGGAGAGAGAGGAAACCAGAAAGGAAAAGUGCCUGUCACAUACUUGGAGCUUCUCAGCUAAAGAACACACACACACACACACACACACACACGUGCAUGUGUGUGAGAGGGUACUACUAAAGCCAUGAGGAUAUUUCAUUCACUUAAUUCUAAUUAAUUUCACACUCUUACACUAACCUGUAACCUCCAAUAGUACUCCUCCACAGUAAGCAUUAGCAAACGUGUUCAGUUAAACACACACACACACACACACACACACUAUGUGUGCUUCUCAGAACACACUGAAGUAUAUUCACAUGACGCUGACAGCAGUGAUAAUGGAGACAUUGUUAAAAUGAGUACAGGAAAAUCCCCACAGGGGAUGGUUAACAUUCCUUUUUGAUUUUCUUUUUUCCCCCCUAUUUAUUUCCUAUUAAUGUUGUGCAUCCCAAAGGUUCAGGUAGACCUUUCCAUUGUUGGAUGAAGUUUAGCUGUGACAAACUGUGAACUCUGAUGGAAACAAAUUCAAGAGUUGUGUUGCCUCUAAAAUAUGAAUUCCACCAUGAUGUCCAGAAAUACUUUGCAUAUUUCUGUUUAAUUCUGUAUCAAGGUUAGAAGUGUAUGGAUGCAUGGUCUCUGAGUGAAGAAAUGUUUGAGUUUGUCUUCAGAAGGCAGCAGUAGAGAUAAAAACAUGAAAUAACUUUCAUUCUCCCGGUUGAAUGACUUAAUGUCAUUCAAGUUCAUCUCUGUAUGACAGACACUCCUCAAUGAAGAAGAAGUGAAAACAAAUGUAAGCAGGCAGUGGAUCAUUGUGACCACAUCAUGACAAAAGGGUCAUUAUGUUGUGUUGACAUAUCAGAUUUCCUGUAAGUACCAGGUAUGGACAAGGAAAACGAUUUAUACCACUUUGUGGUUUUUAAAAACCUUAUGGUUUUCCCCUUUCUUCCAAUACAACACGAACAGAAUUGCAUUUCUUGUGUGUUGUAUUUUUUUUUUUAAUCCAGGACACUAUGACAAACAUGCACACAACUUGCACUAUAAUAACUAUAAAACAGCAAAUAAAGUUUUUCAUGGAUGUUUUAUCAUCCUUAAAGGUGGGGUAGGCUACAUGAUUCUGGAAAAAUCCAAUACCAUGACAAAAGGGGCAAAAAAGCUGCUGUACAACCUGAGGUGCAUACCUGAUAUUAUUGGAUGGAUGCAGAGUUCAUUCGAUGCUUUUGCACUCAGAAAUAAUAAAGGGAGGACACAUUACAUCAGAUUUUCAGGCUGAAAAUCCUGAAAAUAUAUAGAGCGAACAACGACACAGCAAGUAAUGUAACUAACGUUAGCCAUUUUGUGGGUUAGCUUAGCUAGGUUGUGGGUUAGCAAACUGUUGCUACAGUUGCUGCUGCGAAGCUAACAGCCAGAGAGGACGAGACGGUUUCCCAGAGCCAGCACAGCAGCUCCAGACAGCGAUACUCACAACUCUCCUGCUACUAUAUUAUAAAAAGUAUGGUCUAGACCUGCUCUAUAGGAAAAGUGCAUCAUCAUGUGCAUGAGAUAAUUUCUGUUAUGAAUUGGCACUAUAUAAAUACAAUUAAAUUGAAUUAUAGCAAACAUCACAACAACAGCAUAUCUUGGCAAACUAGAAAGUGAGCUGAAUGUCCGUGGGCAAGUCAUUUAAUGUUACCUGACACACAACAUUGCUGGAAUAGUGCUGUGUGGCUCGGUCUGAGCCACUUUGUUUCUCAUUUACAGAGCCAGGGCUGUGUACAUUUUUUCAGAGCACACACAGAACAGACAGCUAGUGGACUGUGAGUAGAUAUUCGCAGAAUUUGACACCUGUGUAUUGGAUUAGAAUCGCAUACUCCACCUUUAACUCUUGGGAAGCAGAUUAGCCCUAACUGCUAAUUGAAAUCAAUGUAAUUCCUGUGUUAUUUUAAGUGAAAAUAACAUUUUGUGGACAUUUGGGUGGAACAUAACUAGCAACAGUUUUGCUUGAUUGAGUCAUUGCAGUCACGUUUUGAUUAGACUUUCCCAUAUGGGCUUUUUGCCUCACGCUUUCCACACCACUGUAUGUCCCUUUAAACAAUAUGAACACCUGUGCAACAAAUAAACAUGACCACGCCCAUCCUAACUGCCUUAAGAUGAUGGGAAGGAACUGCUAAGGCCAUUUUCUGCGAAGAGAAUGUGCUCUUCACAACAAAAUGUCCAGAGACUUAAUGUACACCACAUAUGGCAUGCAAGACUGUAACUCCUUCUAAUCUUGUGUGUUUGUGUGACUUUGGUUUGCCCUUGAGUGUUUUGAAUUUACAACGUUCCUUUGUUGCUGUUUUGUCUGUUAAUACUUUAAAGUGUCUUCAGUUUUAGUGCUGCAUGUGCUACAGCUAGUAGCUUGUCCUGCUGGACAUGUGAGUGUAUAUACACGAGUAUAUGAUGUAGCUAAAUCUGUUUGUUUGAGAUCUGGAGCACCAAAAUGUUAGCACAAAAACUAAUGUGCUUUCUCAUCCAGGUUGUGUACAUGCGUGCACUCAACUAUUUAUUUUUUUUUACCAGCCUGGUCUCAUGAGUUUUUGUGAAAUGAGCACAAUGUUUGAAAAUGUAAAGAUCUGCCAUCAGAGAAGUGAAAUUAACCCGAAAAUCUCAAGCAAAUUGUUUUCUUACCUGCAGUCAGUGAGAUAGGUGAGAAUGGGGUCUAACAAUUCUUGUUGGCAGACUAAUGUAAUCCACAUGUAUCCUGCACUGCUCACUGCUCUUGUGCUCAUUUCACAAAUUUUGGGGGUAUUUUUCUUUUCAAAAAUGUUUUCUUACUUGUGCUGUUGUGAUUCUGUUGUACCUCAUCUUGUAUUAUUAGUUUGUCAAAAUAUAUAUUGCCUGUUCCUUAACCAUGCUGGAUGAAAUGUAUGGGAUUUAAUAAAAAGUCAGAUUUA